Molecule: messenger RNA, 2680 nt
Organism: Cyanistes caeruleus (blue tit)
Lineage: Eukaryota; Metazoa; Chordata; Aves; Passeriformes; Paridae
Gene: GIMD1
Product: GIMAP family P-loop NTPase domain containing 1
Molecular function (GO): GTP binding
Source: RefSeq, a predicted model, not a curated record
AAAUUCACAUGUCACAGAAACUUCAAAUCCACUAUUUGCCACUAUGGUUUUACCUUCUGAAAUACAUCUCAAUUUAUUCAAACAACAAGUUUUCCCGUUAGACGAUCAGUACAUACCAAAAGCCCUUUGGAUACUGGGUUACUGAAAAGUACAAAGAGAAUGAGACAUCUUGUUUAUGAACAAAUAGAGUAACUGGAAACGAUACCAAGCCAACUCCCUCUAUCCACCACUCCAUGCUUUUCCACUUACUGUGCUAAAAAGUUGGUUUAGCAUACAUUUCCAAAAUCUAACUUUCAUGAGAAUGGCUAUUUCAGCUCCCCUCCUUUUUUUAAACUGAGGUAUUCAUCUGCAUCAGAAAGUGCUUUCAGACUUGUCUAUUUCAACAUCAGUGGUAGCCUAUGAAAGACAUAUUUUAAGCUGUUCUCUGCUGUGAAAGUUCUCCCUUAAAAUCUACUUCUCCUUUAUUAUUCUUUUUCCUUAAACAAGUAAAUAUUUACAUCCUGAAACACUGUCACUUAAUAAUAGUACCACCUAUUUGUCACCAUUCUCUUCUUCCUUCCCUAGUUUCCCUCCUUUUCCUAGCCAACUACUCUCCCAGAAGGGCAACAGUGUUUUCCACAGCUGUUUCCCAACUCCUCCCUUCUCUGUUGCAUCUCCAAAACUCUAUUUUGCUUCUUCCUGAAACUCUUCAUAUUUCAGGCAGGGAAAAACACUCAAAAGACUUUGAAUAUUGGAAAUUCUUGCCUCUACUUUUUUUCCCCCUGGAGUCAUCUGAAGCACCUUGUUAUUUGUACUUAGUGACAGGUUUGCGGAUAAAAGCAGAGACAAUGGCAGACAGCAAUGAAAUGACCAUCAACCUUGUUGUCCUUGGAAAACCUCAGAGUGGCAAAAGUGCUGCUGGGAACAGCCUGUUGGGCAGCUCAGACUUCGAGAGCCAUCUCUCCCCCAGCUCUGUGACUACGUGCUGUAGCCUCGGACGCAGCAGACGCAUUUUGGGGCUCAUACGGAGAAAUGGCUCUGAGUCAGCUCUCCGUGUUCGAGUACUGGACACUCCAAGCUACCCUCACAGUGCUCUGAGCAAAGAGCAAGUGAGGGACAUGGUGACAGCAGCCCUGGCUCAGCACUUCGGAGAGGAAGGCCUGCAUUUGGCUCUCUUGGUCCUGAGGGCUGACCUGCCUCUGUGUCCAGAUGAAAGCAACGACACAGUUCAGCUCAUCCAGGAACUUCUGGGUCCCACAUGGAAGAAUUUCACUGCAGUUCUACUUACUCAUGCAGACAAGGCAGAAGAGGCCGGAUACAGUGAGGAAACAUACUUGCAUAAUGCUUCAAGUACCCUGUUGUCACUUUUGAGUUCAGUACAGCAUAAAUAUAUUUUCCUAGACAACCAAAACAGCAUAAUUAAAGAGGAAAGAAAUACUGUCUUAAGAAAGCUCUUGAAUUUUAUUCAAAAAAAUAAUUAUCAAGUACUACUUAAACACAGCAAGGAAUAAAAUUAGCUUUAAGGUGCUCACCUGUCUAUUUUCUAUAGUAGGUAACAUCUAACAGAAAUAAAACAGUAAAAGCCGUCAACUGGAAAACUCCACAUCCAUACCAAACACCUCUGAACACACAAUUAGAAAUAUUUAUUUAGAUUAUCAAACUACUUGCCUUCCACAGAGUACCUCACACUACUGCAUUCAGAAUCCUAGGUUCAAUCCCAAAAUCAGACUAAGCUAGUGCUCCAAAAUCAUGCUCCCAAUAUGUGUGUAGUUACAAAUGAGGUUUUACACUACACCAGACUGUAUAUUCCAGUUCACACAGAAUAUAGAUCUGAAAGAAUAAAAUUUAAAAAUAAAUUUAAAAUAAAAAUAAAAAUAAAAAAAAAUAAAAAUGUGUGAGUUCAGAAUCAGGGGGCCUCUUUGCUCAAUUCUUCAAGCUUUCAGAAGUUCCUCUGAACUUCCAUUUCUAAAAAGAGCUCUCUGGUACUAAAAGCUAAGAUUUAUCUAUUGUAAAAGUAUUUCCCUGCCAUGAUUCAAGAUCAGUUAUAACAGUUCUUGAACUACAAGGAUUUUAUUUAUUAAGACAUUAUUGGAUAUACAGUUUACAAGGCAGAUAAAAUGGCUUCCAUGUGCUUAAUGCUAUUCAGCAUAUUUAAAAGAAUUACUUUUGCUUAUUGCCAGAUGCAUGAAAAAUUAACAGUUUACAGGCAUAAACAAAACUCAUUCAAAAACAAAAUACGUUCAUCUCCUCUUUAUGUAUGCUCCUUUUAAUUUUAUAUCAUUGUCAUUUUGUUUUCUCUCCACUCACUGGAUGAAGUUCAAAGCCUGCAAAAUUUAGAAAGGCUCAAGUUUGGUUUUAAUUUCAGCAGUUAAAAUAGUAUUUACUGUUUCAAUGGUUUUACAGAAACUAUUUAACUUAAUAAUAUAUGCAAAAAUAUCUAAAGUAUCUCUCAAUAGCUACUUAAAAAGGUUAUUGUAAAUUGAUUAAAAAUAUUUAUUUUCAUAUUAAUGAAAGUAAGGAAUUAAAAUAAAAUAAUUAAUUUGAGGCUAAUACCUAGCAACAUGACUAUUUGUACAUUACUAUGAAAUAACUAACUGAAAAAACUGAAGAAGCUAUUUGUGUAAAAACCAAAGCACUUUUUGUAUAAAACAUCAUCGCAUAAAAGCACAUUAAAACAAAACCAAAAAAUCAAUUAAUUUUA